This is a messenger RNA of Penicillium brasilianum, 1690 nucleotides long. Lineage: Eukaryota; Fungi; Ascomycota; Eurotiomycetes; Eurotiales; Aspergillaceae. The record is from the annotation of a GenBank genome assembly.
AAUUCGAACUGCCUGGAUCGAUGCGGAAAUGAUGUGGAGUCUAGACCUGAAUGACUCCCAAGACGCUGAGUAGUGCCUUGGUUUAACAUGACAAGGUGAGAAGGUACUACUGGUUAUUAGAGGAAUCCCGUGGUUACAUCUCCGUUGAACGAGUGGGAGAGGGCAGGAAUACAGGCGACAGAGCCCGAGAGCAGAUUUGAGACUGGUGCUUGCGCUUUCUUCCAUCCUCCUCUCCUUCAAGUGCUAUUUACGAUGGAUGUGAGGACAGAGAUCCGCCUCGUCAUUCUUCAGCAGGAUGAAGCGUACUCUUCUGUCACUUCUCCUCCUGUGGUUAUGCGUGCGAACGGCUGUUGCGAUUGGGAUCGCCAGGGCUUCAGGCUCUGGCAGCUUACCACCGUGUGUUGUGGAAUGCACAUCACAAAGUCUGUUACUAGGUGAUUGCGACGCAUCGGAUACCGUGUGCCGGUGCACGAACAAGAAUCUCAAUACCUUAAUUUCCCUAUGCCUGAUGGAAAAAUGCUACAUCGCAGAUAGCAUCGCGGCAGCGCGAUCUUGGGCCCAAGAAUGUGACCGACCUCAUGACAAUCACCACGAAUCCUUAAGGGCAGCGAUAGUGGCGGGUGGAAUUGCUGGUGUUCUAAUCGUCAUCCUGCGCAUAUUCUCAAGGAGGUAUACCUUGCGCCGAUUCUGGUGGGAUGAUUGGAGUCAUAUUAUUGCGGGGGUGCUCAUGAUACCACUCAUUGUUUUCAGUAACCUUUGUGUGAAUGACGGCAUGGGAUACCAUUUAUACGACAUCAAUUUCUCGUCUGUAUCUCAAGCCACUCAACUGUUUAUGUGGUAUUAUCUUUGUCAAAUUUUCUGGCUGGUCGUCAUUUACUUUAUCAAAAUGUCGAUACUUUUCCUAUACCUGCGCAUAUUCCCCGAGAUUCGACUGUUUCGGAAUUGUGUGAUAGCCACAAUGGUGUUCACGACGGUAGCUAUCAUCAUUAUCGUCCCGAUGGAUAUAUGGCAAUGCGUACCAGUCCAUGCAAUAUGGGAGUUGAAACGGGAAGAUGCGAGAUGCCUCAACAUUUCGGGAGUUGCCUAUGCGAGCGCAGGGGUGAAUAUUGCUACGGAAAUUGCAGUUCUAAUUCUGCCCCUGCCGUUACUCCGAAGACUCCGCACCGGUAUAGCGCAAAAGGUUGGGUUAUAUGCUCUUUUUGGUUGUGGGAUUCUCGUCAUUGGUAUUGCAUCCGCCCGAGUGUCAACCUUAAGCAACGUCGAGGCCAUACAUGAUCCGACUUAUCUGAAUGCUGGCGUGUUUUACUGGACCUGUGCAGAAACAGCCGUGGCACAUUUAUGUGCUGCCGCGCCCGCUAUUCGACCGUUAUAUGUGAAAUUGCGCGAUAUGAUUCGACAAAAGAGGAAAAGAACAUCCAAUUGUUCCGAGUCUGAUGUUUUCAGCGGCAACUCUCUUUCGAACGUGCGCAAUCGGUCCAUAUCAAGGUUGAGCAGUCAAAAGUGACAGCCCAUAUUGCGGGCGGACUUGAUGAUAAAUAGAAACAAUGAGAAGGUGAACUUGCAUGACAGUUCAUUUUUGCUUGCAAAAAUCUGAUAGCACGCGGGUCGUGCUCACCAUUUGACUGUAAAUAAGCAGUUCAAAUUAGCCAGUGUUGGCAAUAUAUAUGUAGGAACCAACACAAGGUGUUCG